UUUUUGGUGUAAAUAAAAUUAUCCUUUUCUUUUUUCCUGACUAAGAGAAAAGAAAGACAUGUUUGGAAGGAUGAAAAUAGUAAAGGUGUAAACUUGAAUUGAAGGGAGCAACAGACGAAGAGUAAGAAGAAGAAGAAGAAGAAGAAGAAGAAGAAGAAAAUGGCAUCGUUGAAAGGGGGGAUCGGUAGUAGUAGCGGCGGAGGAGGAGGAUUAGGAAUUGAGAAGUUGAGCGUCGAGCAGCUGAAGGCGGUGAAAGAGCAGACCGAUAUGGAGGUGAAUCUGCUGCAAGACAGUCUCAACAACAUCCGAACCGCCACCACUCGUCUUGACCUCGCCUCCAUCGCUCUCAACGACCUUUCUCUCCGUCCCCAAGGCAAGAAGAUGCUCGUCCCUCUCACCGCCUCUCUCUACGUCGCUGGAACCCUAGACGACGCCGAUAACGUCUUGGUCGAUGUCGGCACCGGUUACUUCAUCGAGAAAACAAUGGCUGAGGGAAAAGAUUAUUGUGAGCGGAAGAUCAACUUGCUGAAAUCAAAUUUCGAUCAACUUCUUGAGGUUGCUUCUAAAAAGAAAAGCAUUGGAGAUGAAGCAGGGGCAAUUUUGCAAGCUAAAUUAAAGCAGUUGUCUCCUAGUGCACAGUGAAUUCUUGAUCAUUUGUAGUGCUGUAAAAUUCUCAAUUUCCAAGAUCUAAGCCAUUGUGAUGUUUUAAAACAGGGUGAAUAUACAAUACAUCUUUGUUCUUUUUGAGAAAAUUAUUUUGCUUCAUUGAGUCCACCAACUUAACCAUUAAUAGCUCUCGAUCUCCUCUGCCGCCCGCCCUAUGUAAGAGCUCUCAUGGACAUGUGACAUUUGUCCCUGUCAUCCCAAAAUCUAUAAACACAUCAUCUAAUACUUUUUUUUUGGUCGAAA
This is a messenger RNA of Cannabis sativa, 909 nucleotides long. Its product is annotated as prefoldin subunit 5. The transcript is spliced from 3 exons. Gene Ontology annotation, biological process: regulation of DNA-templated transcription; protein folding. Bases 160 to 642 code for a protein of 160 amino acids. Lineage: Eukaryota; Viridiplantae; Streptophyta; Magnoliopsida; Rosales; Cannabaceae. Gene Ontology annotation, cellular component: prefoldin complex; cytoplasm. The record is from RefSeq and is a predicted model, not a curated record.